Vicia villosa (hairy vetch) is the source of this 1860-nucleotide messenger RNA. RefSeq lists its product as uncharacterized. The record is from RefSeq and is a predicted model, not a curated record. Lineage: Eukaryota; Viridiplantae; Streptophyta; Magnoliopsida; Fabales; Fabaceae. The transcript has 3 exons. Bases 1 to 1860 code for a protein of 619 amino acids.
AUGUCUCAGAGUCCUUCCUCAAAGAAAUCUUCUCCUAUCUCUGAAACAGCAUCAGGUUCUAGGGCACCAAAUGCUGUGAGCGAUCAAGAUGUUGUGCUGGAUGUCGUGCCAUUGAACUCUGUCCCUCCUUCCGAUUCUGCUCGCAGUCAUCCAAGAAAGAUGCAUGCAAGAAAAUCAACCGGAGGAUCUGUCCCAGAAACUUUUUUUGUCCAGGGUAGAGAGGGCUCGUCCUAUGUUCAUAAUGCAAUUGCAAAUAUUGUCACCAGAAUCUUGAAUGAAGGACACAAGGUUGAAGGAAUUUCUGUUCCUCUAGCCCAAAUGCCCGCUUCCGAUGAUGAUCAAGGUGAGCAUGAUGAUGUAAGCAAAGAUCAGGAAAAUGUUGAGACUCCUGUUGCUAAUGAUGUUAGGACAUCUGUUGAUAAUGAUGAGACUCAUGUUGCUAAAGAUGUUGAGACAUCUGUUGAUAAUGAUAAGACCCCUGUUGCCAAAGAUGUUGAAACAUCCGAGCCUGUCAAUGCUGAAGAAAAAGAUGAAAACCCUAAUGUGCAUGAUGUGGUGGAUCUUGAUGAUCUUGAUGAUCCUAUUGAUAUUGCUGAUGAUGACCUCAUCUCCAGCAUCUCCAACAGGGUCAAGGCUCGUAAGGGAAAGCAAGUCUGUGAUCAACAACCUCUCAAGCCACAGGUUACUCCUCUGAAGACUGUUACUAAAGAAAGGGUGAAGAGAGUUUCCACUGGACCUGCAAAGUCUGGAAGCAAAGUUACUGUGAAGAAGAGGAAGGAAAGAAGUGUUUCUGUCACAGAAGAUGAUGUCUUAAGUGAUUGGAAGUUUGUCUAUCAAAGAAGGUUGGCUCUAGAAAGAGAAUUAGCAAAUGAUGCUCUGGAAUGUCAAGAGGUCAUGAAGCUCAUCAAGGAUGCAGGUUUGAUUAAAACUGUUUCUCAUUUUUCAAAGUGUUAUGAAAUACUUGUGAAGGAAUUUACUGUGAAUUUGUCUCAAGAUUGUGGUAAUGGAACAACUGAUGAUUUUCAUAAGGUGUAUGUUAGAAGAAAGUGUAUAGAUUUUUCUCCUGCUGUUAUCAACCUAUAUCUAGGAAGAGAUGUUGAGGCUCAACCUGAGCUUGAAGUGACUGAUAAUGAGGUCUGCAAGGUAAUCACUGGUGGUACGGUUAAGAAGUGGCCCAUUAAGAGCAAACUGUCUGCUAGUUCUCUUAAUGUCAGGUAUGCGUUGCUGCACAAAAUUGGUGCUGCUAACUGGGUGCCUACCAAUCACACUUCCACUAUUGCUGUUGGCCUAGGAAGAUUCAUAUAUGCUGUGGGAACCAAGACAAAAUUUGACUAUGGCACUUACAUAUUUGAUCAAACCAUGAGGCAUGCUGGUACCUCUGCUACCAAGCUUCCCAUUGCUUUCCCAUCUCUGAUAUGUGGAAUCAUCCUCAAGCAACACCCCGGAAUUCUGAAAAGUAAAGAUACUGUAUGUAAGAGGGAGACUGCUUUGUCCUUUCACUACAAGCUGCUGCAGAGAUCUGAUGACAAGACAUCUGCUGGGACAUCUCAACCCAGCAAAUCUGUGACCAAAGCUCUUCUUAUUGCUGAGCUAAAAGAGACGUGUCAAGAGUUGGACAACAGGAAGCUGAAACUUGAAAAUCUCAUCCACAGUCUUGAGCAGUCUAUAGAUGAUGAUCUUGGUGGUGACAAGGGUGGUGACAAUAUGGAUGAAGACCAAGAGGCUAAGGCAGAAGCUAAGGAUGCUGAGGCUGAGAGUGCUGAGAGUGAGAGUAGUGAUGCUGCUGAAUGGACUAGUAGCUCCAGUGAUGACAAUCCUGGUGGUUCAAGUGAUGAAGACAGUGAUGGGGCUGAUGAUUAG